Molecule: messenger RNA, 5669 nt
Organism: Thalassophryne amazonica
Lineage: Eukaryota; Metazoa; Chordata; Actinopteri; Batrachoidiformes; Batrachoididae
Gene: smarca4a
Product: SWI/SNF related, matrix associated, actin dependent regulator of chromatin, subfamily a, member 4a
Exons: 34
Coding region: 134-5071 (1645 amino acids)
Biological process (GO): positive regulation of transcription by RNA polymerase II; chromatin remodeling
Cellular component (GO): nucleus; RSC-type complex
Molecular function (GO): DNA binding; histone binding; ATP binding
Source: RefSeq, a predicted model, not a curated record
CACACUCACGGGUGAAGAGGAAAAAAACCGACUGUGUAGAUCGGUCUUUGUUUGUGGCUGAGGAGGAAAUCCAAGAGACGCUGAAACCGAGGGUGCUUGCUCCUGCCCCAUAUUCUCGGGUUUUUCCUAAGACAUGUCAACUCCUGACCCCCCAAUGGGAGGGACACCUCGGCCUGUCCCUUCCCCAGGACCAGGGCCUUCUCCGGGAGGCAUGAUGGGCCCGAGUCCUGGUCCUUCUCCAGGGUCAGCCCACAGCAUGAUGGGUCCCAGCCCAGGACCACCUGGAUCUGGACAUCCCCAUCCACCCCAAGGCUCAUCAGGAUAUCCUCAGGACAACAUGCACGCAAUGCACAAACCCAUGGAAGCUAUGCAUGAGAAGGGAAUGACUGAUGAUCCACGCUAUGGCCAGAUGAAGGGAAUGAGCAUGAGAGCAGGGGGCCACACUGGGAUGGGACCCCCUCCAAGCCCCAUGGACCAACAUUCACAAAGUUAUCCCUCUCCAUUAGGUGGAUCAGAGCAUGCACCUAGCCCUGUCCCAGCAAACGGCACUCCUGGCCCUAUGAUUCCUGGAGGUCCCCCUGGUCCAGGAGCUGGGCCUAUGGAGGCAAGUGGGGACCCUGGUCAGGGAAUGGGUCAACCAAAUCGUGGUGGUGCACCGGGACCAGGUGGGCCUAGCGGUGCAGCAGGUGGGCCAGGUACCACAGGUGGGCCGACUCCUUUCAAUCAGAACCAGUUGCAUCAGCUUAGGGCACAGAUCAUGGCCUAUAAGAUGCUUGCACGCAGUCAGCCCAUACCAGAGCACCUGCAGAUGGCUGUGCAGGGCAAAAGACCAAUGCCAGGAAUGCAGCAACAGCCAAUGCCAAGCAUGCCGCCUUCUGCAGGACCAGGUGGUGGGGCUGGAGCUGGGUCGGGACCAGCUCAGGCCAACUACAGCAGACCGCAUGGCAUGGUCGGACCUAACAUGCCACCUCCUGGACCUGCAGGAGUUCCACCUGGUAUGCAAGGCCAGCCUAUGAAUGGACCUGCCAAAUCAUGGCCUGAAGGACCAAUGGUUAAUGCUGCUGCUCCAUCCAGCGCUCCUCAGAAGUUAAUUCCGCCUCAACCUACUGGCAGACCCUCUCCUGCACCUCCUUCUGUGCCUCCUGCUGCUUCGCCAGUAAUGCCCCCUCAGACACAAUCCCCAGGACAGCCUGCCCACCCGCCUCCCAUGAUGCUACACCAAAAGCAGAAUCGCAUAACCCCCAUCCAAAAGCCCCGUGGCCUGGACCCAGUAGAGAUUCUCCAGGAGCGAGAGUACAGGCUGCAGGCACGCAUUGCUCAUCGUAUCCAGGAACUGGAGAACCUGCCCGGCUCCUUAGCUGGGGACCUGCGGACCAAAGCCACUAUCGAGCUGAAGGCUCUACGACUGCUUAACUUCCAGAGACAGUUGCGUCAGGAAGUGGUGGUUUGUAUGCGACGAGACACAGCUUUGGAAACAGCCCUUAACUCGAAGGCCUACAAGCGAAGCAAGCGCCAGUCGCUACGUGAAGCCCGGAUCACCGAGAAGCUGGAGAAGCAGCAGAAGAUUGAACAAGAGCGGAAACGUCGUCAGAAACACCAGGAAUACCUCAACAGCAUUCUGCAGCACGCCAAGGACUUUAAGGAGUACCACCGCUCCAUCACAGCGAAGAUCCAGAAAGCUACCAAAGCUGUCGCCACAUAUCAUGCUAACACUGAACGCGAACAGAAGAAAGAAAAUGAGCGUAUUGAAAAGGAGCGAAUGCGAAGGCUGAUGGCUGAGGAUGAGGAGGGCUAUCGCAAACUUAUCGACCAGAAGAAAGACAAACGUCUGGCUUACCUCUUGCAACAGACAGACGAAUAUGUGGCCAACCUCACUGAGCUGGUGCGAGCUCAUAAAGCUGCACAAGCUCUCAAAGAGAAGAAGAAGAAGAAGAAGAAGAAGAAAAAGAAGAAGCCAGAGAAUGUGGAGGGUAGUGCUCUUGCUCUUGGACCUGAUGGAGAGCCAUUGGAUGAGACAAGCCAAAUGAGUGACCUGCCGGUGAAGGUCAUUCAUGUGGACAGUGGAAAGAUUCUGACAGGGCUUGAUGCACCUAAAGCUGGUCAGCUGGAGACUUGGCUGGAAAUGAACCCGGGAUAUGAAGUUGCUCCACGUUCAGAUAGUGAAGAUAGUGGCUCAGAUGAAGGGGAGGAGGAGGAGGAGGAAGAUGAGGAGCAGCCUCAGCACUCUGCGGCUCCAUCAGAGGAGAAGAAGAAGAUUCCUGACCCUGACAGUGAAGAUGUGUCUGAAGUGGAUGUCCGGCACAUCAUAGAACAUGCCAAGCAGGAUGUAGAUGAUGAGUACGGUAAUGCAAGUUUCAACCGGGGCCUGCAGUCCUACUACGCUGUGGCUCAUGCAGUUACUGAGAAGGUGGAAAAGCAGUCCUCACUGCUGGUCAACGGGCAACUUAAGCAAUACCAGAUUAAAGGUCUGGAGUGGCUGGUAUCUCUGUACAACAACAACUUAAAUGGCAUUCUAGCUGAUGAGAUGGGUCUCGGUAAAACAAUCCAAACAAUCGCCCUCAUCACUUACCUCAUGGAGUACAAACGCCUCAAUGGGCCCUUCCUCAUCAUUGUACCUCUUUCAACCCUUUCAAAUUGGGUCUACGAGUUUGAUAAAUGGGCUCCGUCUGUUGUGAAGGUCUCCUACAAGGGGUCUCCAGCUGCUCGUCGUUCGUUCGUUCCCAUUCUGCGCAGUGGGAAGUUCAACGUGCUGCUCACCACAUAUGAGUAUAUUAUCAAAGAUAAGCAAGUGUUAGCAAAGAUUCGCUGGAAGUACAUGAUUGUGGAUGAGGGACAUCGUAUGAAGAACCACCACUGUAAGUUGACUCAGGUAUUGAACACGCACUACUUGGCCCCACGACGCGUGUUGCUCACAGGCACACCGCUACAGAACAAGCUGCCUGAACUUUGGGCCCUGCUCAACUUCCUGUUGCCGACAAUUUUCAAAAGCUGCAGCACUUUUGAACAGUGGUUCAACGCCCCCUUUGCCAUGACUGGAGAAAAGGUUGACUUGAAUGAAGAAGAGACCAUCCUCAUCAUUCGUCGUUUACACAAGGUGCUUCGCCCCUUCCUGCUGCGCAGACUUAAAAAGGAAGUUGAGGCCCAGCUGCCCGAAAAGGUGGAAUAUGUGAUAAAGUGUGACAUGUCAGCAUUACAGAGAGUUUUAUACAGACACAUGCAAGCCAAGGGAGUCCUGUUAACAGAUGGAUCCGAAAAAGACAAGAAGGGUAAAGGUGGCACAAAGACCCUGAUGAACACUAUCAUGCAACUGAGAAAAAUUUGUAACCACCCGUACAUGUUCCAGCAGAUUGAGGAGUCUUUCUCUGAACAUCUUGGUUAUUCUGGUGGAAUUGUGUCAGGGCCUGACCUGUACCGUUCCUCUGGGAAGUUUGAGCUGUUGGAUCGUAUUCUGCCCAAACUGAGGGCCACAAAUCACAAAGUGCUGCUUUUCUGUCAGAUGACCUCACUCAUGACUAUCAUGGAAGACUAUUUUGCAUACCGCAACUUCAAGUACCUACGUCUGGAUGGAACCACUAAAGCGGAGGACAGGGGCUUGCUGCUGAAGAGUUUCAAUGACCCUGCCUCUGAGUACUUUGUGUUCCUGCUCAGCACCAGGGCAGGAGGCCUGGGUCUCAAUCUGCAGUCUGCUGACACGGUCAUCAUCUUUGACAGUGACUGGAACCCACAUCAGGAUUUGCAGGCCCAGGACAGAGCCCAUCGUAUUGGCCAACAGAAUGAAGUGCGUGUGCUCCGCCUCUGCACUGUUAACAGUGUGGAGGAAAAGAUCCUCGCAGCAGCCAAGUACAAACUCAACGUGGACCAGAAAGUCAUCCAGGCGGGAAUGUUUGACCAGAAGUCAUCAGGCUAUGAACGCCGAGCCUUCUUACAGGCCAUUCUGGAACACGAGGAACAGGAUGAGGUCGGGGCUCGGGGAGGCUGCCGCACUCGGGGGGCGUGGGAGGAAGAUGAAGUGCCUGAUGAUGAGACUGUCAAUCAGAUGAUUGCAAGAAGUGAAGAGGAAUUUGAGCAGUUCAUGCGAAUGGAUCUGGACCGACGACGUGAAGAAGCCCGCAACCCGAAGAGAAAACCUCGUCUGAUGGAGGAGGAUGAUCUGCCCAGCUGGAUUUUGAAGGAUGAUGCCGAAGUCGAGAGACUCACUUGUGAAGAAGAAGAGGAGAAGAUGUUUGGCAGAGGAUCUCGCCAACGUAAAGAGGUGGACUACAGUGACUCCCUCACAGAGAAGCAGUGGCUUAAGGCCAUUGAAGACGGUAAUCUUGAAGAUAUUGAAGAGGAAGUCCGUCAUAAAAAGACAACUAGAAAACGCAAAAGAGACCGCGAUCAUGACAACAGACCGGCUACGCCUAGCUCCAGCAGUGGUAGGGGACGAGACAAGGAUGACGAUGGCAAAAAGGCAAAGAAGCGUGGGCGUCCUCCUGCAGAAAAACUUUCUCCAAACCCUCCUUCCCUUACGAAGAAGAUGAAGAAAAUUGUUGAUGCCGUCAUCAAGUAUAAGGAUGGUAAUGGGCGACAGUUGAGCGAAGUCUUUAUUCAGCUUCCCUCUCGCAAAGAGCUUCCUGAGUACUAUGAGCUCAUCCGUAAACCGGUAGACUUCAGAAAGAUCAAAGAGAGGAUCCGCAGCCAUAAGUACCGCAGUUUGAAUGAUCUGGAGAAAGAUGUGAUGCUACUCUGUCAAAAUGCUCAGAUUUUCAACCUGGAGGGAUCUCUGAUCUAUGAAGACUCAAUUGUACUUCAGUCUGUUUUCACCAGUGUGAGACAGAAAAUAGAGAAGGAUGAUGAGAGUGAAGGAGAAGAAAGUGAGGAAGAGGAGGAAGAGGCAGAUGAAGCCUCAGAGUCUGAAUCUCGUUCUGUGAAGGUGAAGAUUAAACUGAGCCGGAAAGAAAAGGGGGACCGCAGCAGUAAAGGACAAAGAAGAAGAGGCCGUGGUGCCCGGGCCAAACCUGUAGUGAGCGAUGAUGACAGUGAAGAAGAACACGAAGAGGAGCGUUCAGCCACUGGCAGUGAGGACGACUGAAAGUGUAACAUUUCCGAAUCAACUACCAGCUCAUUGAGCGCCUUUACUUGAAUUUAUAUAUUUUACUUAGUUGCAGUGGGAACACAGCCAGUGGAAGAAGACUAGUUUACCUAGAUGAAUUUUAGUGAGGCAUUGCUAUUCUCAUUAAAGUAUGUCAUUAAAGCAAAAAAACAAAAAUUAAAAAAAUAAACUUUGAACUUUGAUAUUUAAAUAAUCAUCCCAUCAACCCAGUAUGAUUUUUUUUUUUUUUUUUUUGGACCAUAAGGACAGAUUAAGAAUUUUUUUGUCAUAUUCAUGUUGUCAUCUUUUUCUUUAAAACAAAUCACAUAUGAAACAGGAAUCGCUGUGUUCACUGAAGUUGCUUUUUGAAUGCAUGUUUUGCGCAUCUGGAAAUGCACCUGGAUGUGUCAUUUACUGUUAUCUGUGUUUAAUUUAAGACUACAAAUGGGAUAACGGUACAUCCCAACCUACAGCCCCUCCCUCUCAGGUCAUUUAUGUAAAAAAAAAAAAAAAAAAAGGAGGGAAGGAUAAGACCGUUUCUCCUGUCAGUGUCACUGGACUCCAGAAACUACAAUAAAGGCAUCUCAUAAUAAGCCUG